GAGAGAGAGAGAGAGAGAGAGAGAGAGACGCGCUUUCGUAUAAAAGCAUGUUGUGACAUUGGAACAUUACUUCGACUUGGAACAUUCCGGCAACGUGCAGCGAUUGUUCGAGCUUCGCUGAGUGUUACUUCGCGAAAGACAUUACCCUUUUACCAGGCUUUUACCAGGUUUGCAAGAGAUUCGAUAUCUCGUGAGAGAAGCAGAGAGAGAAAGAGAGAGAGAGAUUAAUUUGCCUACGAUUCAUUCACGCGACAAAUCGCAGAAAAUGAUCUGAACUAUAUUAUUGAGAUUCAUUGAGAUCUCUUUGCUUCGCUGAUUACGCACGUUUGCGUAAUAAUAAAAAAGAAUGUUAAUUAACGCGAGAGUGUUUGUGGUCGUCGCAUUGGCAAUAUGCGUCGUGCGCGCCCGCAAUACCGAGAGUCGAGAUGCUUUUAAGGAGACCAGUGAUAAGAAGUACGGUGGCUCCAUGUUGGCUGAGAUAGCAAAGGAGUUCGUGCAAAGAUCGACGUCCAGCAGCCAGGUGCUCAAUUUAAAUCUAUCGAAUCUACUGCUACUUCUGGUACUUAAAGCGGUCGUAUUCGGCGCCAGCUAUCUAGGAAAUCACGGUUACAAGGGUCGUGAGCUACAGGAUGAGAACAUCGUGUCGGAGGGUGAGAUUGCGCUGGCUCUUGGAUAUCUAAUCGGAGAUACCUGCUUAUACAGAGCAGCUUGCGAAGAGCCGUACGUCGCGACGGAAUAUCUCGGAGCGGCGGAGAUGCUAUUGCAAACUAUGAAAUUGAUGCCACAAAGCUUGCCCGUGGAACACGAUUAUGAUAAGACGAUCACCGAGUUGCGGAAAGCAAUCGAGUAUGGAAGUGCUGAGCAAUGCCCGUCGGAAUAUAGUUGCAAGAAGGAAAAUAUAAAUAAUUUCUUCCAGAACGAAAAGAGAUAAUGUGAACAUUUGCACUGCGUUUGCAAAAUACCACAAUCUCGUGUAUUUCUUCAUUUUUCUAUUGAGCCGUAAAAAUAGCUGUUAGAAUAAAUUGUAAAUCUUUUUCCAAAAUUAUUAGUAUUGAUUUAUUUUCGGACGAAUUGGUAAUCACAUUAUAAAAGAACAGCUGAAUGUAAAAUAUGUCUCAUGAUCUUAAAAUAAAACAGAUAUUAUGUGAUAAAUGAG
Messenger RNA from Harpegnathos saltator (Jerdon's jumping ant), 1156 nucleotides. RefSeq lists its product as uncharacterized. The record is from RefSeq and is a predicted model, not a curated record. Bases 347 to 931 code for a protein of 194 amino acids. NCBI's taxonomy places the organism in Eukaryota, Metazoa, Arthropoda, Insecta, Hymenoptera, Formicidae. The transcript is spliced from 4 exons.